GGCCUGCCGAACAAUAACUCCACCACCUGACGAAGGCGAGAGAUUGUGCUGGCAUAUCAAUAGGCGCAUACUGAGCCGUAUCCUAAUUCCGCAGAGCAUCUUCUACACCCCGGCGCUCCGAACUCGUAUUAUUCUGCUUGCGAAACGCCAGCUUCCAAGUCCAGCAGCAGAGGCAGCACCUGGACCUUCUCAAGGACGCACAUUCCUAUUACCGCCAGUGAAUCUCACCGCAUCGCACCUUCCCUUACAGUGCUCAGCGCAGCUACUAAACAAUCAUGGAUCUCGGCCAUGACAUGCUGGUCGACUCGGACUAUGACGAGAAGCAGCAAGAUGUAGCAAUCAUCUCACCCGAAGACGACUCGAUGGAGGAGCCUGCCGUUCAGGAGCCUCGUGCCGACGACUAUGCUGCCAUGCGCGCUCGCUUCAUGCCUGAGGACCCCGACCUCGAAAUCGAAUCCGAAACAACCUUCACAUGGGACAUUAAAGAUUGGCGUACAAUGGCGCGCAGAAACCACAGCCCGACCUUCUACACUGGCGAUCACCCCUGGAAAGUCCUCUUCUUCCCUGCCGGCAACAACGCAAACGAGUCAGUCAGCUUCUACCUCGAACAAGGCUACAGCGAAGAGGACAAGCCCCCGACAGACUGGUAUGCCUGCGCUCGCUUCAUGCUGGUCUUGUGGAACCCGAACGACCCUUCCAUCUACCUACACCACGAGGCACAACAUCGCUUCAACCAAGAGGAGGGUGAUUGGGGCUUUACACGCUUCGCCGAGAAGAACAGAGUGUUUGCUACCCGUUUUGACGACAAGGACCGCCCUUUGGUGGAAAACGAUUCUGCAAAAUUGACGGCCUAUGUACGAGUGCUCAAAGAUCCGACCGGAGUCCUCUGGCACAACUUUGUCAACUACGAUUCCAAGAAAGAGACCGGCAUGGUGGGUCUACGCAACCAGGGCGCCACUUGCUAUUUGAACUCAUUGCUACAAUCUCUCUUCUUUACAAAUGCUUUCCGCAAGGCUGUAUACCAAAUACCCACCGAGAACGAAACAGACGCACGGAAUAGCAGCGCAUGGGCCCUGCAACGUCUGUUCUACAAGCUACAAACAGAUCCUGUGGCAGUCUCAACCAUGGAGCUCACCCAGUCUUUCGGUUGGGAGUCUCGCCAGGUCUUCGAGCAGCAGGAUGUCCAAGAACUUUCUCGCAUUCUGAUGGACAAGUUGGAAGAGAAGAUGAAGGGUACCGAAGCUGCAAACGUGCUUGCCGACAUGUUCGUCGGCAAGAUGAAGACUUAUCUCCGCUGCAUCGACGUCGACUACGAGAGUUCUCGUGUCGAAGACUUCUGGGAUCUACAACUCAACGUCAGCGGCUGCAAAACUCUCGACGACAGUUUCCGCGAUUACAUUCAGGUCGAGACCCUGGAGGGUGACAACAAGUACGCAGCUGAAGGCUAUGGAUUGCAAGACGCAAAGAAGGGCGUCAUCUUCGAGAGCUUCCCACAAGUCCUGCAUCUCCAACUCAAGCGCUUUGAGUACGACUUUGUGAGAGACGCCAUGGUUAAGGUCAACGAUCGCUACGAGUUCCCCGAGAUUUGGGACGCUUCGCCUUAUCUUUCCGAAACAGCCGACCGCUCAGAGCCUUACAUCUACCGUCUCCAUGGCGUGCUCGUACACAGUGGUGACAUGAACGCUGGCCAUUACUAUGCUUUCCUGAAGCCCACGAAGGACAGCCCAUUCUUCAAGUUCGAUGACGAUCGCGUCACUCGUGCUACACCCAGAGAAGCCAUGGAUGAGAACUUUGGUGGCGAUUACGCUCCUACUGGACCUAACGGCGCCACAAAGAUGCAGAACCCCUUCACUCGUCAAUGGUCGACCAAGCGUUCCAUGAGCGCUUACAUGCUUGUCUACAUCCGUGAAAGCCGCAUUGACCAAAUCCUGGGAGAUAGCGAUAGCAUUCAACCCCCAACUCAUCUACCCGGCCGCCUUGCCGAAGAGCGCGCUGCACUGGAACGUAAGCGUAAGGAGCGCGAAGAAGCCCACCUAUACAUGAAUGUCCAAGUCGCAACAGAAAGCAAUUUCCGCUCAUACCAAGGCUUUGAUCUGGUUGACUGGAAAUCGACAGAUCAGGAAGAGGCUGUUGCUCCCAAAGUCAUGCGAUGCAAGAAGGCUAUGACCCUCAGCGAAUUCAACGAACAGGUUGCAGGUGAGAUUGGAACUGAUGCUGAUCUCAUCCGUCCCUGGGUCAUGGUAAACCGUCAGAAUGGUACUGUCAGACCUGACCACCCUCUUAACUACGCAACCAUGACACUUGAAGAAGCCAAUGCAAAGUUCUCUACCAGAGCAGCAUCAUUCCGUCUCUUCAUCGAACAGACCACUCGUGGCGAGGAUGGAAAGCCUGUUUGGGAUACCAACGUCACACCAUCAUCACCUCCCGCUCAGGAGCAGAAGCCUAUCAUUGUAUUCCUCAAGCAAUUCGACCACGAAACUCAGACCCUCAAGGGUGUAGGCCAUACUUACAUGCUCCAAAGUCAGAAGGUUCAAGAUCUUGCAGAACCGAUUCUGAAGCUCAUGGGAUGGGAAGCUGGCACAUCACUGAAGCUCUUCGAAGAGAUUAAGCAGAACUUCAUCGACGUCAUGAAGCCCAAGCAGACUUUAGGGCAGUCUGAGAUUCAAGACGGUGACAUUGUCUGCUUCCAGAAGGUCAUGUCCCCAGAGGAGUUGCAAGCUUUCCAACAGAACCAUCCCUCUGCUUACAUUGACGCCAUCUCCUUCUACGACUAUCUCUUGAACCGCAUUCGCGUAUUCUUCGGACCCCGUCCCGGAGCACCACAGAGCAUUCCUCUUGAACAGGGAUCAGAAGAGUUUGAGGUCUUCCUCUCAAGAAAGGAUAGCUACGACACAUUGGCAGCCAAGACAGCCCAACACCUUUCUGCGAUAUCGAAGACCGAAGUCGACCCAACCCAUCUUCGAUUCACUACUGUCAACGCACAAAGUGGCAAGCCUCGUGGUCCGGUCAAGCGUACUCCCACAACCACAGUCCACACCAUCCUCGCUGGAGUUGGUGCCGGCGGAUAUGGCAAUGGCUACGGUUACAGCAACCAGUCCCCCGAUACCUUGUACUAUGAAGUUCUGGAGAUGAGCUUAUCGGACCUCGAACAACGCAAGACUGUCAAGGUUACAUGGCUGCCCGAAGGUGUUACCAAGGAGGAGACUUACGACUGUCUUGUCCCGAAGAUCGGACUCUUCGAAGACGUUCUUCCUGUUCUGCAGAGAAAGGCAAAGCUACCAGACGAGAUUAUCGAACAGAUUCGCUUCUAUGAAGCCCAUUCUGGCAAAGUGUAUAAGAACCUCGGCUUGGAAACACCUGUUUCAACACUGAAUGAGUUCAUGCAAGUCUACGCAGAGCGUCUACCAGAGGAAGAACGAGAGGCCGAGAAGGACACACUUUCUCUGAUCGGAUGCUUCCAUUACGACAAAGAGCCUGCCAAGCCGCACGGUGUGCCUUUCAUCUUCAACGUCAAGGAUGGCGAGAUAUUCAAGGAGACCAAGGAAAGACUAUCGAAGCGCACAGGCAUCAAGGGCAAGCAAUUUGAGAAGAUCAAGUUUGCAGUCAUCCCAAGCGGGAGCUACUCAAGACCUAGACCCAUUGAAGAUGAUGACAUCCUCUCGGAAAUGUUCGGCGACGGCGACCAGCUCGGCCUGGAUCACGUCAACAAGGCGCGCAAUGCAUGGCUCAAGUACGAGAGCUUGAACAUCCGAUAGAUGAAGAAGAAUUGAGGUACAGGAGUUUCCAAGGCCAGCAUUGUAAGCAUGCAGUCCCAUGAGGGAAAUGCAACAAGCACGAAUGUGUGCAGAAGGGUGGUACACGAACAGCAGCUAUGAUUGGAGAAGUUAGAUUGCUUGGUUUGACAGAGACAACCAGGCUUUCGGCUUCCUGCCAAAGGUUAGCGCAAGGAAAAGGAUACAGUGACAACCUUGAUGGUCGUGUUGAUGAAAGACACGAAUAAGUAGACAUGAGAGAAUGCAAACAUGAUUAAGCAAGUA
Aureobasidium pullulans EXF-150 is the source of this 4037-nucleotide messenger RNA. Its product is annotated as cysteine proteinase. Bases 276 to 3755 code for a protein of 1159 amino acids. Lineage: Eukaryota; Fungi; Ascomycota; Dothideomycetes; Dothideales; Saccotheciaceae. The transcript is spliced from 6 exons. The record is from RefSeq and is a predicted model, not a curated record. Gene Ontology annotation, molecular function: cysteine-type deubiquitinase activity; cysteine-type endopeptidase activity; protein binding. Gene Ontology annotation, biological process: regulation of protein stability; protein deubiquitination. Gene Ontology annotation, cellular component: nucleus; cytosol.